AUGGUAGACUGGACUUGCGACCCGGGUCCAGAGCACUCUGGUGCGAAACAGAUUGAUGCUGGACAGGGGCAAGUUGUGAUGACAAACGACAAGUCUGAAGCAUUUUUUCUAAGAGAAUCGACAUGGACCCGGCUGGCUUCAGUCCCCAUCAAACACAUCUCAGUGGGACCUGCAGGAAUCUGGGGAGUUGACAGUUCCAACAACGUCUACAAAUAUGGUGGCGGUGAUUUUGUUCUUUCCAAUGGUCAGAGUCUGCACCAGGUGGAUGCUGGAGGUCAAGACAAGAUUGCUGGAGUCACCUCAUCUUCCACUAUUCAUUGUCUGAGCAGUGCCGUUGCUUCAGGUUCUAAGCAAGGCGUCUCCCUGAGCUGGACCACCUUCCCUGGAGCAUUGAUGUAUAUCAGUUGUAGCUCAUAUGGAUGCUGGGGGGUGAACUCUGGACAGCAGAUCUACUUCACGAAAACUGAUUCCUGUCAAAUUAGAGGAUGGACACAUGUGGAAGGAGGUGCAAUUAUGGUUGAAGCUGGGACUGAUGGAACUGUCUUUGUGGUGACUGUACAUGGAACUCUCUUUCAGAGAACUGGCAUCUCUGCUAAUGUUCCACAUGGUACUGGUUGGCUUCAACUCCCAAUGUCAAAGAACAUCAAGCACGCAAGCUAUGACCUUGGGAACCUCUGGCUUGUGAUGAAUGGAGGACUCAUCAUGAAGUGCACUAAGUAA
This is a messenger RNA of Salarias fasciatus (jewelled blenny), 720 nucleotides long. RefSeq names its product fish-egg lectin-like. NCBI's taxonomy places the organism in Eukaryota, Metazoa, Chordata, Actinopteri, Blenniiformes, Blenniidae. The record is from RefSeq and is a predicted model, not a curated record. The coding region runs from base 1 to 720 and encodes 239 amino acids. The transcript is spliced from 5 exons.